Chanos chanos (milkfish) is the source of this 1976-nucleotide messenger RNA. RefSeq names its product LAS1 like ribosome biogenesis factor (gene las1l). Lineage: Eukaryota; Metazoa; Chordata; Actinopteri; Gonorynchiformes; Chanidae. Gene Ontology annotation, biological process: maturation of 5.8S rRNA; maturation of LSU-rRNA. The record is from RefSeq and is a predicted model, not a curated record. Gene Ontology annotation, cellular component: preribosome, large subunit precursor; Las1 complex. Bases 17 to 1702 code for a protein of 561 amino acids. Gene Ontology annotation, molecular function: endonuclease activity. The transcript is spliced from 13 exons.
AAGGCUGCGUUUUGAAAUGAAGAAGAAAACUUCUGAAAAAACGCGCCAUGUAGUAGCAUGGUUGAACAAAGCGGAAUGGGACCAAGUACUGGACUAUCUGUACUCCAAAGACCCAGCUUUACAAAAACACGCACUGCACCGCAUCUCCGCGUGGAAAGGAAGGUUCGGUCAUAACACGCCAGUCGCUGUGGGAAGCACGGCGGACCUCGUGCGUUGCCAGGUGCUGGACAGUUCAGGUCAGGUGGAUGGAGAAGCGUUAGUGCUGCUCUAUGGAAUGGCUUUAGUCCGGUUCGUGAAUCUGAUCACUGAGCGGCAGCAGAAAGGAGUGGCACGCCCACUGCGACGACUGGCCAGUAAGAUGAACAUUCCGGAAUGGAUCGUAAAUCUCAGACAUGACUUGACCCAUCACAGACUCCCUCCACUGAAAUGGUGUCGAAAAGGCUGCAGCUUUGUACUGGACUGGUUACAACAGGAGUACUGGUCCAGACAGCUGGGCAGCAGACUGGCCGAAGACUGGGAUUCAGCUGAAGAGGAAGAGGAUGAGCAGGAGUGGAGCAAGAGACAGGAGGAAGAACUGGCCCUCAGACAGAAAGAGAGAGAGGGAUACAAGAGAGCCAGGGAGCUGCUCAUCUCGUACGAACGAGAACAGUUUCAGACGUAUGAGGAGUUAAUGGAGAGCGGGAGCCAGGGCCUGUGGCCUGAGCCCAGUGCUGACCUCAGCUGGAUCCUCGCACAGAUCACACACUUCAACACAGAGUCCAGAGAGAUCUUAAUCGAUGCAUUAGUGCAGGAUGGAUUCCUCAUUCCAACAGUGGACCAACUUGAGUCACUGGGCAUUGACACCUCAGAGGGCGCUGUUGACCCUUUGACCCCAUCUUUGCCUCGUGUCUUUUUGCGGUUCUGGCUGCCUCUGCUGAGAGUUCUGAACUCGCCGUCCUUCAUAGGUCACCUCCUGGACAAACUAUUGGCUGAGCUUGCCACUGAACCAGCCAAUCACAGAAGCUUUUACAUCACGGCCUGGAUAUCCGAGAUUUUACUCUGCAACAGCAACCGCCAGAGGAAGAUGAAGAGGAAGGAUAAGAUUUUCUCCAACAGACAACAGUUCAGAUGGCAGCAUCUCAUCUCUGCAUGUGUGAAUGCACCCUGCUCCGCUACACCCUACCUACUACAACAGAUUUUGAGCGACAUGGAUGAGCCCCUCCCCUCAGACACACAGGAGAACUUGCUGCGUCUCUGCAGCAUCUACACACAGACAGGAAACCAUGGUAACCAUUCCCCGGGAAACCCAGACCCCACCCAGCCAGUCUAUACGCUGCAAAGUUUACAGGAACGCCUGAGAGGCGGGGCCACACCACACAAACAUGCUCCGCCCACAGAGGACCUGCACGAGCACCUGAGUCCUGAGGUUCUACAGGAGAGAAACUCCGCCCUGCGUGGGUCUGCCUGGCAAGUGUGCACAGACAGGGUCCCGUGGAAACUGUACCCACUGGGCAAAGUUCCUGGCCAAUCAGAGGACCCAUCCUGUCUGAUGCUUGAGACAUACACAACCUUUACCAUAUUUGACCAGCAGGUGGAGCUAGACAAGCUUCCUCAACAUCAUGGCAACCCCAGUGGACUGGUUCAGCCCAAAACAGCUGCAGACGGACCGCUCUGGACACACAGCGAUAUCAGCAAACUCAAGGCUGGCCUGCAACUGUUCUGACACCACACACACACACACACACUCAGAACCGGAAACUCAAAGUUGAGCCCAUGCUGUUGUAGGCCAGAGUUAAUGUACAUCCACAGGUGGCAGUGUGGACUGAGCUGGACUUCAGGACUCUUAGACUUGAGUGGAACUAUUCACAUGUUGCCUCUAAUCCAAAGUUGUUGUUUUUGUGUUGUUGUUGUUUUUUUUAAAGACCAGUUGAAAUAGGUACGGAGAGAGAGACACCGUAAACAUCGUUUAUCUGUGUAUGACAACGGAGGCAUCUGUC